Molecule: messenger RNA, 1140 nt
Organism: Didymosphaeria variabile
Lineage: Eukaryota; Fungi; Ascomycota; Dothideomycetes; Pleosporales; Didymosphaeriaceae
Exons: 1
Coding region: 1-1140 (379 amino acids)
Molecular function (GO): protein binding
Source: RefSeq, a predicted model, not a curated record
AUGACGGGACUGAAAGAUCUCUCGACCGAAUUGCUGCUUUUCAUCGCCAGCUACCUGCCGAGCGGUGCCCUUCACUCACUGGCGCUCACAUCUAAGGAACUGAGCACCGCUGCUUAUGAUGAGCUUUACAAGAAGCUACAUCUCCCAACCCCGGACGGCAACGCCUCCGACUGGUCACAUCGUAUCUUCUUUCUGGUGCGCACUUUGUCAAUGCGGCCGCAUCUAGCUGAGCGCAUCGUGGAGCUCGAUGUUAGUGUAUGCUCGCGAAAUGACGAUUUGCACUCAGGCGGCCCAAUCGCCGCUGGUAGCUCCGCCAUCGGUCGCAUUCUUGACGUCGUGCCGGUAGGUUCACAGCUGGCUAACGAAAGGUGGGUGCGGGAAGUGUACAGCGCCAGUAGUGAAGCCUGGCUUGGACUUCUCCUAUAUAUGCUACCAAAUUUGGAGGACCUUACCGCUCGCUUCUUCGACAGACAUGACGAGUACCCUCCCAUGGCCGAAAACGCAAGCUUUCGUGCACUGUUCGAAGAUCCUGAAAUCGAUCUCAACACAGUCCCCGGCCUGCGCAAGGUGAAGAACCUGGAGCUGCACUGCAAGGCUUCAACCUGGAAGUUAUGCUGCUUGCCGAACCUGAAGCGCAUGCGGCUUGGUCCAAACGUCGACCUCUCUCUGCAUUAUGAGAUUUGCGAGCCUUCGUCUCAGGUAGAAGAGAUAUAUACGGAACAGGCGUCAGGUAUUCUAUUGCCACCAGCCCAGCCCAUGUUUCUCCAUGAGCGACACCUCAGGUCAACAUCUUUCUCUACACUUCGACGAUUGAGUAUCAGCCUAGACAACGGUUGGGGCCAUAUUGACGCAGAGAACAUCGGCUCCUUCGCAAAUCUGCUGCCGAAGAUUGAACCAAUGGUACACACACUCGAGGAACUUCGUGUGACGGUACUUCAAGGUACCUAUCCGGUGUUCCUGAACCUCGUCGAUCCCGUGCCUGUAGACUCUCUUAAUCGAUUCUACAAGCUGAAGGUACUGGAGGUACCACAAGCGCUGAUCCUUCCUCGAGGUUUUGAUCACUUGGCCAGUCGUAGCGACUUCUCUAUGACCGACUACAGUUAUCUUCCUACGACACUGGAAGCACUGCAGAUCUCAUAG